AUGCAAUUGCUUGUUUUAUUUUUUAUAUUUAUGGGAAUAGGGAGUGGUCAAGUAUGUGAAUUAAUAUUUAUGAAAAUCCAAUACACAGAAAAAUUAAUAAACAGUUAUAUUGAGCAUUUAUCAAAGGUAAAUUCGGAACAGAAAUGUGCGGAAUAUUGCAGAGACGAUGUUUUAUGUAAAUCAGUUGGUAUUGACACCAGUAAAAUGGAUUGUUAUUUAUAUGAUGGUAGAGUUUAUGCUGGAUUACCAGGAACAGUCAAUACAGAUAUGAUAUAUUACUGGCAGCUAGAAGCUGAAUGUCCUAUACAUCUUGGAUACAGUGAGAAUCCUACUAGUAAAAUAUAUACUGAAUGUCCUAUACAUCUUGGAUACAGUGAGAAUCCUACUAGUAAAAUAUAUACUGAAUGUCCUAUACAUCUUGGAUACAGUGAGAAUCCUACUAGUAAAAUAUAUACUGAAUGUCCUAUACAUCUUGGAUACAGUGAGAAUCCUACUACUGAAUGUCCUAUACAUCUUAGAUAUAUUGAAGAUCCUACCAGUAAAAUAUAUACUGAAUGUCAUAUACAUCUUGGAUACAGUGAAGAUUCUACCAGUAAAAUAUAUACUGAAUGUCUUAUACAUCUUGGAUACAGUGAUGAUCCUACCAGUAAAAUAUAUACUGAAUGUCCUAUACAUCUUGGAUACAGUGAUGAUCCUACCACUGAAUGUCCUAUACAUUUUGGAUACAGUGAAGAUCCUACUACUGAAUGUCUUAUACAUCUUGGAUACAGUGAUGAUCCUACUACUGAAUGUCCUAUACAUCUUGGAUACAGUGAAGAUCCUAUCAGUAAAAUAUGUACUGAAUGUCCUAUACAUUUUGGAUACAGUGACGAUUCUACCAGUAAAAUAUAUACUGAAUGUCCUAUACAUUUUGGAUAUAGUGAAGAUCCUACCAGUAAAAUAUAUACUGAAUGUCCUAUACAUCUUGGAUACAGUGAAGAUCCUAUCAGUAAAAUAUAUACUGAAUGUCCUAUACAUCAUGGAUAUAGUGAAGAUCCUACCAGUAAAAUAUAUACUGAAUGUCCUAUACAUCUUGGAUAUAGUGAAGAUCCUAUCAGUAAAAUAUGUAGUAAAUAUAAUUCAACCGAAAUUACGUGGCUAGAGGCACGAGAUCAGUGUCAAACAGAGAAUGGUAUUUUAAUGUCAGUUGAUACCCCGGAAAAAACAAAUCUUCUUCAUGAAUAUGCAUCCAACACAGAUUCACGCAAAAAAUUGUUCCUGGGAGCAACAGAUAUAGCGGAAGAAAAUGUAUGGAACUGGUUUAAUGGUAUACCUAUAGAUAGAUCAAAAUUUAAUUUAAAUCAACCAAACAACUUUGAUAAUGUUCAGCAUUGCUUGAUUUAUAGAUAUGAUACACCAACCGGAUUUGAUGAUACAGAAUGUAAUAGUUACAGGUACAGUUUUAUUUGUGAGGUUCCUACAAGAAUAGCCUAUAAUACUUAA
Messenger RNA from Lottia gigantea (owl limpet), 1482 nucleotides. RefSeq lists its product as hypothetical. Bases 1 to 1482 code for a protein of 493 amino acids. NCBI's taxonomy places the organism in Eukaryota, Metazoa, Mollusca, Gastropoda, Lottiidae. The record is from RefSeq and is a predicted model, not a curated record. The transcript has 18 exons.